Chaetura pelagica (chimney swift) is the source of this 1638-nucleotide messenger RNA. RefSeq names its product interleukin-1 receptor type 1-like. Gene Ontology annotation, biological process: regulation of inflammatory response; signal transduction. The record is from RefSeq and is a predicted model, not a curated record. Lineage: Eukaryota; Metazoa; Chordata; Aves; Apodiformes; Apodidae. Gene Ontology annotation, molecular function: interleukin-1 receptor activity. The transcript is spliced from 9 exons.
AUGUUGAGGCAAAGUCUUGUGCUUGAUGGGCAGCCUCUUGCUAUUAAGUGUUCACUGGAAAAUAGCUUGCAAAGUGGAGACUACAACGUAACAUGGUAUAAAGCUGGUAACCAGACAGCUGUGCAUAAAGACAAACUUUCUAGAAUUCAUCAGCAGAAGAAUUUCCUUUGGUUUCUCCCUGCAAUGUUAGAAGAUUCUGGAGAUUAUGAAUGUGUCAUAAGUAGAUUAAUUUAAUUAUAUUGUAUUAAUUGCAGGAAUUCAACAAGCAGCUGGAGAAUGUCUACAAAAGUAACAGUUUUUGAGAGGAGUGAUGGUUUAUGUUUAAAUGAAAAAUUUGCUGUAGAGGAGUUGAUAUUCACAUUAUCAUCUGCGAAGGUUGUGUGUCCACAUUUGGACAAUUUCAGGAAUGAGAAGAAUAUUCAGCCUGUUCAUUGGUAUAAGGACUGCCAGCUGCUGAAAGGGAAAAGAUUUACCUUCUCAAACAGUGAUCUUAUAAUUUUUAAUGUGAGUCUGCCUGAUCAAGGAAACUAUACGUGUGAAACAACGUAUACCUACAAUGGAAAACAAUACAACAUUUCCCGAGAUGUCAAGCUGACUGUAGAAGUUAGCCCACCAAAAAAGCCGCCUGAAAUAUCUUAUCCAAGAAACAACUCCAUUGAAGUGGAACUUGGAUCAGAACUUACAGUGGAUUGCAAUACAACAGGUGCUGAAGGGUAUGAGGUGUUUUGGACAGGCAACGGUGUCUAUAUUGAUGUAUUUUAUAUGAGCAGAAUUUUUGCAAGUCCUUAUGAGGAGGAAAUUUCUUAUGAUGGGCGCCCAAUGUAUUCUGUGAAGCUAAUAAUUUCAGAAGUGACUACUGAGGAUUAUGAUCAACAGUUUCUCUGUCAAGCUUCAAAUGCCUUUGGGCAUGUUGCAUCAUAUAUUAUAUUAAAGCGCAGAGCUCUUGAUACACGAGGAUGGCUGACUGGAGGGCUUGUCUCCGUGUUAAUUUUAACAUCUAUUAUUUUAAUCAUCUACAAGAUUUUCAAGAUUGACUUGGUGCUUUGGUACCGUAAUUCUGUCUGUGCCUUUGCCAGUACGGAAGAUGGGAAAAUCUAUGAUGCCUAUGUCCUAUAUGUAAAAAGCAGUGGAGGCAGAAGCUUUUAUCAUCUGGAAACCUUUGUUCAUAGAAUACUGCCUGAUGUUUUAGAACAACAGUAUGGAUAUAAUCUCUUCAUAUUAGGAAGGGAUGAUUUACCAGGAGAAGCUGUGGUCAGUGUUGCUGAUGAAACCCUUAAGCAAAGCAGGAGGUUGAUGAUAAUUUUGGGAUCAGAAACUUCUGGUUGCUCCCUUUUACAAGACACCUCUGAACAGCAGCUAGCUAUGUAUAAUGCUCUCAUCCGUGAUGGGAUUCAAGUGAUUCUUAUAGAAAUGGAUGAAAUACUGGACUACACAGGCAUGCCAGAAUCAAUCAAAUAUGUCAAGCAAAAACACGGAGCUAUACAAUGGAAUGGGGACUUCUCAGAGAAAUCUUAUUCAGCAAAUACAAGAUUCUGGAAAAACGUGCGCUAUCAAAUGCCACGCAGGAGAAAGGCAUCUUAUUCUGAAGUGUAUUUGUUCCCCCUAAGUUUGAACAAUUCUGCAGCAAAAAACAGCUAA